This is a messenger RNA of Zeugodacus cucurbitae (melon fly), 3886 nucleotides long. RefSeq lists its product as uncharacterized. Gene Ontology annotation, molecular function: protein binding. The transcript is spliced from 13 exons. The coding region runs from base 203 to 3808 and encodes 1201 amino acids. Lineage: Eukaryota; Metazoa; Arthropoda; Insecta; Diptera; Tephritidae. The record is from RefSeq and is a predicted model, not a curated record.
UUAAUUACUCAAACGUACAAGUCUUUUCAUAUUGGGAAAAUUUUCAAAAGAAACUUUGCUGCCAAGAAAUUUCGUCAAUUUUUUCAUUUUCAGUUAAUUCAAAUAAAAUAUAUUUUAUUUGAUUUUGCUGUCCAAAUUAAACUACAUUUUUACCAGUUAGAACUAUUUUUAAUACAAUUAUUAGCUAAAGAAACCUUUUCAAAUGGAUAAGCCGCUGACUAAGGUAAACCAGAGCAAUGAGUCGAGCAUUUCAACCACCGGUACCACGGGUUCACCACAGUUUUCCGACACUUUAGAGAACAAUGUCAAGUACAUGAAUUUAAAUUUCGUCGACAAUUCAGAGUCCUCCAGUCAAGCCAAAGACCAGGGCAUUGAUUUUCAAAAGCUUCCACAAACCUUCGAUGCUGCUGCGCCCAAAGCCACAAAACCACCACCCAGUAAGAUACUACCGUCCAAUAUACCGUUACCGGGCAAGUUUGACAAUCAAAAACAGAAAAUUGCCUGCACGCUGAAGGAGAAAUCGCUACUCGAAAUGGGUUUCAAAACCAAUGAGAUACAGGGUUGGGAAGAUAUUGUACAGCCGCCCAAAGAGAAUCUCUACAAACUGUUACGCAACAUGAUUGACAACCACAUCAAACCGAAUGUGCAGAUACGCAUCGGUGGCGUGACCUUCAACUGUCACAUGAUGGUGCUGCAGUGCUACUCGGACUUCUUCAUGGAAUGCAACAACGAGGUGCUAAUACAAUUGCCCGAAGAAAAGAUAACACCGGGCGCCUUUAUGAUGGUCUACGACUGGAUGUUGGCCGAGGAACCGUUGGUGCAGCGUGAAGGCAUACUGGAAUUAUUCAAUGCUGCCAAUUUUCUACGCAUUAAGAAUCUGGUGAAUCAAUGUUGGCUUUGCUUGGACGAUGAUGUGCGCUUCCGUGAGGAUACUGCAUUCCUACUGUACCUUGAGGCACGCAAUUAUAGCCUGGAGAGUUUGGAACAAUUGAUGUUGACACGCAUUUGCAAAUUUUUCCUAACACUUGUCGCCUCCAAAGAGUACUUAGAGCUGGCGACGAAAGAGAUUUGUACGCUUUUGAGCUCCAACACAAUUGGUGUGAAUUCGGAAAUUGAGAUCUUCAUGUCGGUGGUGCGUUGGCUGAACUAUAAUUGGGAAGAACGUGAGCCGGACAUGUUGCAGGUUGUCAAGUGCGUACGUUUCAGCUUGAUGCCACCAUGGUUUCUUGUGACACUCAACAAAAAUAUCGACUGCGUUGAGAUCGAUCGUAUUGCCAGUCAUCCGGAGGUGAAACGCAUGAUCAACGACGGCAUAUCCUACACCACAACUCAACUAUACUAUGGUGAAAAUCGUGAAGAAUUCUUACAUUUCCUGGAACGCUAUCAGCUGAUUGCACCUGUGCAACGUCAGUGGGUGUUCGACAAGGAAUGUAGUUAUCACCAUCGACUCGAAUGCCCGAAUAUGCAGUAUGUUACGUACAAAUCGUUUUUGGAGUAUCUGGAGAUGAUACAUACGAUUGGCAAGGACUAUUGGCGCUCGCUGGAAAUGGCUAAGGGUGUGGAGAAGUCGAUGCAGUGUUGCGUACGCUCCGAUUGUCGCAAAUUGAACGAGCAAAAUUUAGCUACGGUUUUCACAAUGCAAUGUCGCGAUCAGGGUGUACAAGUUGAGACCAGCUUAAGACAACGCAAGCCACUGCUACGAGAUCAACGUUGCUUUGGCGACCACAUGACCACCAUGGUGAAUUCCGCGAGUCUCAAAAACCUCAGCAAAAUAACCACUAGUCAAGUGCUGCCUUCCACCGCAUCCAGUUGCUAUGAAUUUCCAUACAGAAUGCAACAAGAUCAACACCACCACAAACACCAACGAUAUCCACAGCGAUAUGCGCAAUUCCAAGAACUCGACCCACAGCCAUUUAAGUACAGUUAUCAAUGCAGCAACCAAAUCAACAACAACAAUACCAAUGAGGACAAAGCCAUGCCGAAUGAGUUGCACGAGAUGAAUUAUGACGUCCACUGCAUAUUGAAUGAUGACUGCGAAGCAAACAAUGAAGUGCAUCAUUGUAUUGAGGAUGGUUGGAUGGAAAGGGGCGUGAGUAAUACUGCCGAAAGCGCAGUAGACGGUCAUAAGACAAUGGCGCAGCCGUUGCGUUUGCAUACGAAGCGGUCACAAAAGCUAAGCAACAAUACCGUUGAUACGAAACCGAAGACAUUUCUGUCACGCAUAGAAUGCCGCAAUGAACCGCUGAUGGGGCAGCAACAGCAUGUGACACAAAUAAUGCAAACACCGCAAUUUGGUUUGCCCACAGUCGAGGAAGUGGAGUUUAAAGCCAUCAAAGGUCGUAAGAUUCUCAUAUUUGGUGGCAUCGAUCCGUACUGUCAGCAUUGUCAGCAUGAUAAAGUUAUGGCAUUGCAACAACAACAGCAGCAACGCAAGCGCACUCAAACUGUGGGUGGCAGUGAUGCGGACAUUUUGGAGCCGUCGCAUUAUGCUAACGGUAUUGGUGGUUGCAGCGCUUGCGGCGGUCUUAAUCCACAGUUCAAUCCGAUGGAUAAUUAUGGCGAUCGUGUGCUGUACUAUGAUGCUGGCGCCGUGCAAUGGAAACAUUUGUGUUAUCUGCCCUUCGGUUCUCGGCAUCAUCACGCAGCUGUUGUCUGCAAUGGGCUCAUCUAUAUUAUAGGUGGCACUAAAACGGCGCUGGGUUGCACCAAGAAGUCGAUCUUCGAAAAAUCAGUCUGGAGCUUCGAUCCGCUGACUCUGAAAUGGACUUUUGAGAGCAAUUUACCAGAGCUGAGACGCGACUUUGCGGCGAUUGUGUCUGAUGAGUACUGCGGUGGCGAGGUUGCUUGCGAGCAUUGCAAAGGCAUAAAGGAACAGCAAAAGCAAAGAAAUGUCAAAUGUGUUAACGGUUUCUUCGUAAUUGGCGGCGAAGGGGUUAAUGGUACCGCUUUACGUACUGUGUGGUACUACAAUGUGCUACGGAAGACAUGGAAGAAGAAAGCCACUUUGCAUGUGGGUCGCUACGGCUUGAUGGCUGCUAUGGUGAAUAACGAGAUUUGGAUUGCUGGCGGCAUAAUCGAAACCAAAACGAGAGCAUCCGACAACUAUGAGGGUUUCGUCGCUACUUCAAUGCCGACCGCCGAUGCCAAUAUCCAAGGUGCCAUGAAUGGCGGGGACAGAGCGGACAAUGGAGGUAGUGGUGACAGUUUUGCUGUCGAGGCAACAAAAAGUGCAGUCGUCGAUGUAAUCACCGAUACGAUGGAGUAUUACAGUUUGAAGUGUGCUUACAGCGACGAAUACGUUUCGGAUGUGCCAAUGGCUAAAGUCAAUGAUGUGAAUGGUGAUGCUGUCGCAAUUGCUGCCACUGCCGCUGCCGCUAGUGAUGGCACUCAACCCACUAUCGGGCAUAUGGGUAGAAGCUUUGAGAGUGGACGUUGGAUUAAGGCAAAGCAGCGUUUGCGCAUACCACGUUUAUUUGGAAAAUUCUGCAGACCUUCGGACAAUGAACUGUAUGUUGUCGGUGGUAUAGGUUUUGAUUCCAAUAAUAUACUAACGUCAUUAUCCUCUGUUGACCAAUAUGACUUUGGUGAGGGUCAUUGGCAUCACUACGGCGAUAUUAAAUUGGCCAGACAUGGCCACGAUAUUGCUACACUUAAUGACCGCAUUGUUGUUGUUGGCGGCGUCUCCACCAUCGCGAAAUGCACGUUGACUAAGGUGGAAACGUUUUGCAUGAAAACGCGCAGAAGCUUCAAGGAUAUGCCGGAGUUGCCGUGGCCAUUGUCGGGCUGUGCUGUGCUCGCCUUGGAUUGAUGUGUUUGGUACAAGUGGAGCCUGGAUGGAAGAAAGUACUCAAUGACAUAAAAUGUUAUUGAUAGACUUUUUUUGAUU